Owenia fusiformis is the source of this 1236-nucleotide messenger RNA. Lineage: Eukaryota; Metazoa; Annelida; Polychaeta; Sabellida; Oweniidae. The record is from the annotation of a GenBank genome assembly.
UGCUCUAUGGAUAUAUUUCUAUCGUGUAUUCUUCUACAAAAAAGUACUAACAGUUCAUUGAUUGUAGCGGCAUUGACCCACAUGUGUAUUUUUACAAGGAUUCUAAAAUGAAACUAAAUGAAGCAAUAUCUCUACUAAAUCAAAAGUAAUUCCAUACUAGACCCAUACAUCAUAGAAUCCAGAUGCCGAAGUAUGCUCAGAUCGUGAUGGGACCGGCUGGUAGUGGAAAGUCCACAUACUGCAGCAACAUUGUGCGCCACUGCGAGGCAUUGAAGAGACGUGUAUUUGUUAUAAAUUUGGAUCCUGCAGCUGAAGUGUUUGACUACCCCGUAUUAGCAGACAUCCGUGAGCUGGUCUCAGUAGAAGAUGUCAUGGAAGAUGAAUCUCUCAGAUUUGGACCAAAUGGUGGUCUUGUUUUCUGUAUGGAGUACUUAAGCAGCAACUUUGAUUGGCUGGAAGAACAGCUGGACAAUGUUCUGGAAGAUGACUAUGUACUGUUUGACUGCCCAGGUCAGAUUGAACUAUACACACAUAUACCUGUGAUGCGUCAAUUAGUUGAGCGCCUAGAAACUUCAUGGAACUUCCGUCUCUGUGGUGUUUUUCUUAUGGACUCGCAGUUCCUUAUAGAGGGAGCUAAAUUUGUUUCUGGAAUAUUAACAGCACUGGCUGCUAUGGUGAAUCUUGAAAUACCGCAUGUGAAUAUUAUGUCAAAAUUGGACCUCCUCAGUAAACAGUCAAGGAAAGAAUUAGAUAGGUAUCUUGAGCCUGAUCUUCAAGACAUCCUGGACACUGAUAUGCCAUCUGGGUCUACAGCUUUCCAGAAACUCAAUUCUGCUUUGGCAACAAUGAUCAAUGACUAUAGUCUUGUAAAGUUUGUUGGAUUGGACCCGACAGAUGAAGAAAGUUUAAACGAAGCACUCAUGCAGAUUGACAAUGCAAUGCAAUAUGGCGAAGAUUUAGAACCAAAGGACACGCUGGAGGAGCUAGAGCCAGAAGAAAUACAGAAUGACUAUGGAUUAUGACCCAUGAAAGAUAUUUAAUAUCAGUAUUGGAUGUACAUUUUAAAAACUUGCUUAUGAUGUAUAUACAGUAGAUGUCAUAGUGUGUUUAUUUGGCACAAUGGAGAUGGAAUGGAUAUUGGACAGUGUGCAGGCCAAUAACCAGGGGGUUCAGGCGAAUCUCCCACCCCUGGCCCAGAAUUGUUCACCUUUUUGACCAAAUUUGUCAAAUGAACUC